Messenger RNA from Oncorhynchus tshawytscha (Chinook salmon), 2145 nucleotides. Its product is annotated as cyclic AMP-dependent transcription factor ATF-1. Gene Ontology annotation, molecular function: protein binding; RNA polymerase II cis-regulatory region sequence-specific DNA binding; DNA-binding transcription factor activity, RNA polymerase II-specific. Gene Ontology annotation, cellular component: ATF4-CREB1 transcription factor complex; nucleus. Gene Ontology annotation, biological process: regulation of transcription by RNA polymerase II. The record is from RefSeq and is a predicted model, not a curated record. Bases 415 to 1365 code for a protein of 316 amino acids. The transcript has 8 exons. Lineage: Eukaryota; Metazoa; Chordata; Actinopteri; Salmoniformes; Salmonidae.
GGCAACAAUUUAAUUACUUUUUUUUGCGGACGUUUACUGACACACCCGCCAUCUUCAAGGGGUGUUGAGCGUUCGUAAAUUCAUCAGCUAUUUUGCGCUCUGGCACACUCAGACGAGUGUUCUGAAAUCGCAGUAGAUGGCCAGAGUGAAAUUACGAACGCACCCGAAUUUACCUAGCUAGUUAGCUUGUAUUCAAAUGAGAGGAUCCUAUGUUAGCUAAACGCUCACCAUGCUUAAUAACUAGCUAGAGAACUCCGCUAGCAAACAAUGCUUACAUAUUGUGAACUGGUUUAUUGUGCGGGCUAGCUAGCUAACGACAUUGGAAUUUGCCUGUUGACCACCAGCUAACGCUAUGUUGAGCAAGAAAGACAACGCACUUGGCUAACAAACUUAUAGCUAGCUACCACAGUGACAAUGGAAGAGGUGCAGAACAGCAAUGGCGCUGAGACACAGACUGUCACCAUCCCCACCACCAUCACAGCCUCCCAGAUCUCCCAGAUAGCCCAACAGAUGUCUCUGGGGGGCUCUCCUGUGACUGUGGUCCAGCUACCUGGGGGUCAGUUCCAGGUGCAGGGGGUGAUCCAGUCGGCCCAGUCGUCUGUCAUCCAGUCCCCACAGUUGCAGACUGUUCAGGGCCAGGGCUCAGACAGUGACGAUUCCCAGGACUCCUCAGACAGUGGAGCCUCUGCCCAGAAAACCAGAGAGAUACUGGCCAGACGGCCUUCCUACAGGAAGAUCCUCAAUGAGCUGUCUGCUGAGGAGGUGGCGUCACGGAAUGAAGGAGAGGAUGAAAACCCUGCUUCCUCUGGCAUGACCACAGUGACAAUGCCCAACACCCAGACAAUCUACCAGACUAGUAGUGGCCAAUACAUUACCAUCGCCCCUAAUGGUGCCAUCCAGCUGGCCAGCCCUGGGUCAGAGGGUCUCCAGGGGUUACAGACUCUCACCAUGACCAACUCAGGCCAACAACAGGGCACCACCAUCCUACAGUACGCUCAGACGCCCGAUGGACAGCAGAUACUUGUGCCCAGCAACCAGGUGGUCGUACAGAGUGAGUAUGGCUUCAUGACUCACGAUGCAGGAGGAGAGAUGCAGACGUACCAGAUCCGCACGGCACCCACAGCGCAACAGACCGUGGUCAUGACUUCCCCUGUAGGAAUAUCUGAACAAAAGAGUGGCGACCCCACCAUGAAGAGAGAGAUACGCCUCGCCAAGAACAGGGAAGCUGCCCGUGAGUGUCGCAGGAAAAAGAAGCAAUACGUCAAAUGUCUGGAGAAUCGUGUGGCGGUGCUGGAGAACCAAAACAAGACUCUCAUUGAGGAACUCAAGACGUUAAAGGACCUGUACUGUGUCAAAACAGGAUAACCAGGAGGAAGAGAAGCCAGCGAACAGGACAUUUAACGGCAGUGAGCGGCUCAGCUCUGCCACAUGGACAACGCGGGGUUAACCGGGAACACAUUUCAUUUCAGACCUGAAAUCCUCCUCCUCAGUUUGUGUUUUAUACUCUGUUUUAACAUGUCGUGAGUGGUGGCCAUGGGAACUGUCCCAUUUUUAAAAGACAAUGAAAGGGUGUGAAAGAGGUUGAUUGUUUUUCAUUGUCUUUUUAUUGCGCUAACAAACGGAUUACUAACGCUUAAAUUUGUAUUUGUGUAUAUUUUGUAAGCACACGGAAGGCGUGAAUUGUGAGCUUUAUCAUUGACAUUCAAUUUCCAAUUGUGUCCCCCUUUUCCAGAAUCGGCUCCUUAUUUUCCUUGUGUAGCAGUAGGUUCAAUUUGCUGUUUAACAUCUAUCAAUUUGCGGCUGUAUUGAUUGUAUGAUGACGACUAUGAUGUGAUUUCAUGUACUUUUUUAUGUGAACCAGCUAUUUCCACCCCCACCCCCAUUCUUUCCCCCAUGAGGAAAUGUUACAAGUACCAUUCCUUAUCCUUGUCAAGAGGGAUGUAAGGGGUAUUAGAUAAGAUAACAUUGUGUAAGGCGGACUUUGCUGUUACUAAGACAAUCUAUCAGGGAGAACACACAAUGGCAGGGUAAUAUUUAUUUUCUAUUUCUGGAGAGGGGGAAUGAGCGAAUCAAACAAAAAGAGGGAAAGCAAUGUCACUCAUUCUGUAAGUAAAUUGAAAUAAAUAUUUUUCCAGUCUUUACAUA